This is a messenger RNA of Lizanozyma spartinae, 1356 nucleotides long. RefSeq names its product dihydrolipoyllysine-residue acetyltransferase (gene LAT1). The record is from RefSeq and is a predicted model, not a curated record. Gene Ontology annotation, molecular function: dihydrolipoyllysine-residue acetyltransferase activity. Bases 1 to 1356 code for a protein of 451 amino acids. Gene Ontology annotation, cellular component: pyruvate dehydrogenase complex. Gene Ontology annotation, biological process: pyruvate decarboxylation to acetyl-CoA. The transcript has a single exon. Lineage: Eukaryota; Fungi; Ascomycota; Pichiomycetes; Serinales; Debaryomycetaceae.
AUGAGGGUUUCAGCCCUUCGGUUGUAUUCCUCCGGCAAGUUCCCACCUCACACUGUGAUUAACAUGCCUGCCUUGUCUCCUACCAUGACUCAAGGUAACAUUGCUUCCUGGAGCAAGAAGGUUGGUGACCAAUUGCAACCUGGUGAAUCCAUUGCUGAAAUUGAAACCGAUAAGGCUACCAUGGAAUUUGAGUUCCAAGAAGAAGGAUACUUGGCCAAGAUCUUACUUGAUGGUGGUGCCAAUGAUGUUCCAGUCGGUAAGGCAAUCGCUGUUUACGUCGAAGAAGCCAGCGAUGUUCCUGCUUUCGAAAACUUCUCUGCUGCCGAUGCAGGUGACAGUGGAUCUUCUGCUCCAGCUCCUGCUCCUGCUGCUGAAGAAUCUUCUUCUACUGCUGAAUCUUCUGCUCCUGCUCCAGCUAAGGAAGAAUCAAAGACUCCAGCUUCUUCUACUAAAAAGCCUGCUGUAGGUGGUAGAAUUUUUGCUUCUCCUUUGGCAAAGACCAUUGCUUUAGACAAGGGUAUUGCCUUAAAGAACAUCACCGGUACCGGUCCUAACGGUAGAAUCAUCGCUGCUGAUGUCGAAAACUACAAGGCUCCUGCUGCUUCCUCAGAUGCUGCUGCCGCUCCAGCUGCUUCAUCUGCUCCAGCUGCUGCUGAAUACGAAGACACACCUUUGACUAACAUGAGAAAGGCCAUCGCAUCAAGAUUGUUGCAAUCCACUCAACAAUCACCAGCUUUCUUUGUUUCAUCCACUCUUUCGGUCUCUAAGUUAUUGAAAUUGCGUCAAUCCUUAAACAGCUCUGCUGAAGACAGAUAUAGAUUGUCUGUUAACGAUUUGUUGGUCAAGGCCAUUGCUUUGGCUUCUACUAGAGUACCUACUGUCAACUCUGCUUGGUUCGGUAAUGAAGGUUAUAUCAGAACUUACAAGAAUGUUGAUGUCUCAGUUGCCGUUGCUACCCCAACUGGUUUGAUCACCCCAAUUGUUAAGAACGCUCACUCAAAGGGUUUGGCUACUAUUUCCAAGGAAGUUAAGGACUUGGGUAAGAGAGCUAAGGAAGGUAAGUUGCAGCCAGAAGAAUUCCAAGGUGGUACUAUUUGUAUUUCCAACUUGGGCAUGAACCCAGCUGUUAACAGUUUCACCUCGAUCAUUAACCCUCCACAAUCCGCCAUCAUUGCCAUCGGUACCGUUGACAAGAAGGCUGUUCCCUCUGAUGUCAAUGAACAAGGCUUCGUCUUUGAAGAUGUCAUCACUAUCACUGGUACCUUUGACCACAGGGUUGUCGAUGGUGCUGUUGCUGGUGAAUGGGUUAAGGAAUUGAAGAAGAUUGUUGAGAACCCAUUGGAAAUGUUGAUUUAA